CAUCAACAAGGCAACAUCCAACGAAACCAACUUCGUUGAAAAUUUACUUUUUAAACACCUGUACAAAAUACGUAAAACCAAAACAUACCAAAAUGGAAUACACCAGCAAGACCCAGAUCUACCAGAAGGUGAAGAAGCCCCUGCUGGAACGUCAGCGCCGCGCCCGCAUCAACAAGUGCCUGGACACCCUCAAGACACUUGUCGCCGAACUUCGUGGUGACGAUGGCAUCCUUCGCAUGGACAAAGCCGAGAUGCUCGAGUCAGCGGUGAUCUUCAUGCGCCAGCAGAAAGCCGAGAAGAAGGUCGAGGAACCCAAACUCCCCCUGGACAGUUUCAAGAACGGUUACAUGAACGCCGUCAAUGAGGUGUCACGUGUCAUGGCCUCCACACCUGGCAUGAGCGUUGACCUGGGGAAAUCGGUGAUGACACACCUCGGCCGCAUCUACAAGAACCUGCAGCAGUUCCACGAAGCCCAAACCGCAAACGAGAUCCCUGCCCCCGUCUACAUGGACUGCACCUCCGACAAGGCACCCCUCAGUCCCGCCUCCUCUGGAUAUCACAGUGACUGCGACAGCCCUCUGCCCUCUCCGAUGCCCGAGGAAGGCGAGAAACUAUGGCGCCCCUGGUAAAGUGGCAGAGAGAGGAGGAACCCCAACGCAUCUGUGAUAGUCCAACUGUGAUGGCAACAAAA
This is a messenger RNA of Drosophila bipectinata, 691 nucleotides long. It is a transcript of the gene E(spl)m8-HLH, whose product is annotated as Enhancer of split m8, helix-loop-helix. Gene Ontology annotation, molecular function: RNA polymerase II cis-regulatory region sequence-specific DNA binding; DNA-binding transcription factor activity, RNA polymerase II-specific; protein dimerization activity. NCBI's taxonomy places the organism in Eukaryota, Metazoa, Arthropoda, Insecta, Diptera, Drosophilidae. Gene Ontology annotation, biological process: anterior/posterior pattern specification; regulation of neurogenesis; regulation of transcription by RNA polymerase II. The record is from RefSeq and is a predicted model, not a curated record. Gene Ontology annotation, cellular component: nucleus.